GGCUGCGACCUGCCCCGGCGCCGCUCUCGGCCGCGGAGGAGGCGGCCCGGCCCGGGCAGCGGCGGCGUCUGCGCGCCCGCCGAGGGGAGGCCGAGCCUGCCAAGCUGGCGCUCGGCGGGGCCAUGGUGAUCGGCGCCCGCGGCGGAGGCGCGCUGGCGGGGGCUGCCUGGCGGGGCCUCCUGACCCUGCUGCUCUUGGUGUCCGCCGCGCCCCGGCUGCGAGCGGAGGAGCUGGGAGAUGGCUGUGGGCAAAUAGUGACCUAUCAGGACAGUGGUACAAUGACAUCCAAGAAUUAUCCAGGGACUUACCCUAAUCACACUGUUUGUGAAAAGACUAUCAAAGUACCAAAGGGGAAGAGAUUGAUUCUGAGGUUAGGAGAUUUGGAUAUUGAAUCCCAGACCUGUGCUUCUGACUACCUUCUCUUCACCAGCAAUGCUGAUCAGUAUGGACCAUAUUGUGGAAGUAUGCUGGUUCCCAAAGAACUCUUGCUGAACACAAGUGAAGUAACUGUUCGUUUUGAGAGUGGAUCCCACAUAUCUGGGAGGGGUUUUUUGCUGACCUAUGCCAGCACCGACUAUCCAGAUUUAAUAACAUGUUUGGAGCGAGCUAACCAUUAUUUGAAGACAGAAUACAGUAAAUUCUGUCCAGCUGGUUGUAGAGACAUAGCAGGAGACAUUUCUGGGAAUGUGGUGGAUGGAUAUAGAGAUACCUCUUUAUUGUGCAAAGCUGCCAUCCAUGCGGGAAUAAUUGCAGAUGAAGUAGGUGGUCAGAUCAGUGUGCUUCAGCACAAAGGGAUAAGUCGAUAUGAAGGAAUCCUGGCCAAUGGUGUGCUUUCAAGGGAUGGUUCCCUGUCGGACAAGCGAUUUCUGUUUACCUCCGAUGGUUGCAGCAGAUCCUUGAGCUUGGAACCUGACAGGCAGAUCAGAGCUUCUUCUUCUUGGCAGUGGGUCAAUGAGAUUGGAGAACAAGUUCAGUGGUCUCCCAGCCAUGCCCAGCUUCAGGACCAAGGGCCAUCAUGGGCUUCGGGGGACAGCAGCGACAACGACAAACAGCAAGAGUGGCUAGAGAUAGACUUGAGAGAGAAAAAGAAAAUAACAGGAAUUAGGACCACAGGAUCCACACAGCCAAAUUUCAACUUUUAUGUUAAGAGUUUCAUGAUAAACUUCAAAAACAAUUCCAAGUGGAGGACCUAUAAAGGAAUUGUGAAUAAUGAAGAAAAGGUGUUUCAGGGCAACUCUAAUUUCCGGGAUCCAGUGAGGAACAAUUUCAUCCCUCCCAUUGUGGCCAGAUAUGUGCGGGUUGUGCCCCAGACAUGGCACCAGAGGAUAGCCUUGAAAGUGGAGCUCAUUGGCUGCCCAAUUACACAAGGUAGGACCUCAUUGGGGUGGUGCAAAACAAGUCCAAAUACCGUUGGUUCAACUAAAAGAGAGGAUGAGACAAUCACAGAAUCCAUCCCCUCUGAAGAAAUGCCCACCGGAAUAAACGUCACAACUGUUAUUAUUCCCGUUGUGCUUCUUACCCUGCUUGUUGCUGGAAUGGGAAUCUUUGCAGCCCUUAGAAGGAGGAGAAAGAAAGGAUGUCCUUAUGGAUCAGCUAAGGCUCAAAAAACAGACUGUUGGAAGCAGAUCAAGUAUCCCUUUGCCAGACACCAGUCAGCUGAGUUUACCAUCAGCUAUGACAAUGGAAAAGAGAUGACACAAAACUUAGAUCUCAUCACGAGUGAUAUGGCAGAUUACCAGCAGCCUCUGAUGAUCGGCACCGGGGCCGUCACAAGGAAGGGCUCCACCUUCCGCCCCAUGGACACCGAGGCGGACGAGGCCGGCGCGAGCGAGGCCGGCGCGCACUACCACAGCCCUCCCGGCGCCGGCCGCCACGAGUACGCGCAGCCGCUGCCCCACGGCGAGCCCGAGUACGCCACGCCCAUCGUGGAGCGGCCCCCGGCCCGCGCGCACGCCUUCCCCGCGCGCAGCGGCUACCGAGUGCCCGGGCCCCGGCCGCCGCGGGAGCACUGCCUGCCCGCCGGCGGCCUCUCAACGGCCGGCGCCCCGAGCGCGGGCUACCAGAUGCCGCAGAGCCCCGCGCCCGCCGCCGCGGGCUACGACCAACCCAAGGUCGGCGGUAGCUCGCCCGCAGGCCGCGCAGAUCCCGACUAUCAGAAGCCUCUGGGGAAUCCCGCGACGAGUGACCCUUACUCAGCCCCCAGGGACUGCCCCCGACCCCUCAACCCGACGGCCAUGACGGCGCUUCUGUGAACACCGCCCCGCCCCCUCGAGCGGAGCCUCUGCUGGGCAGCGCCUGCGGCGCGGGAGGCAGGGGGACGGGCUCGCGCGCGUGCCUGUGCGCCCGCGUGUGCGCGCGCCUUAGGCCCCUGAGGGAGCGUCCUGGAGACCACCUCCCAUUCUGUUUACAGAGUUGUGCAGCUGGUUUUGUUUUGACCCACAGGGCAAGCGUCUGUUUUUUUGGGCUAGGAAAAUGAGAAUUUUCAGAUGGCAUUUUCAUGUCUCUUAACUGUGAUAUUUGAGCUGCUUUGGUGAAAAAAUGUGCAAUCUGUACAGAGUUGUAUUUAACAAGAAUUAAAGUAACAAGUUUGCUGUUAUCAGAUUUUUGUUCUGCACAGAGGUUAAGUGGGAGAAUGCAGCUGUGGCGAAAACGUCUACGUAUGUUCAUUUUUUAAAUAUAUUUUAUCUGAUAACUG
Molecule: messenger RNA, 2695 nt
Organism: Manis javanica (Malayan pangolin)
Lineage: Eukaryota; Metazoa; Chordata; Mammalia; Pholidota; Manidae
Gene: DCBLD1
Product: discoidin, CUB and LCCL domain containing 1
Cellular component (GO): plasma membrane
Molecular function (GO): signaling receptor activity
Source: RefSeq, a predicted model, not a curated record